AUGUCUAAAUUGAGCAUAUUGAAUGAAAAGAACGAAGCCAUCGUUGGUAUUCUCGAAAAGAAGCCCGAGAUUGAUGAGGGCAGACCUCAGCCGAGAGUGGUGUUGAUUGUGCAUGGCAUCUUGGGACACAAGGAUUAUCUGUUCCAAAGAGUACUUGCUGAAACACUCCCCAUCACUUCAUUUCGAUUUGAUUUUAGAGGAAAUGGUGAGAGUGGUGGCUCGCCUGGAUACUGUAACAUUCUGGAAGACACAGACGAUAUCCACACUGUUGCAAAGUAUUUCGAAGAUUUAGGGUACGAGAUUUAUGCAGUGAUUGGGCAUUCUCGAGGCGCAUUAUCAGCACUCAAGUUUGCUACUACCUGUGAGAAACCAUUGCCGAUCGUAGUCAACUUAUCAGGAAGAUACAAAAUGAAUGACAACCAAUUAAAGACGAGUCGACCUGAAAUUGGGAAGGCCUUGGAAGAACAUGGAUACUUUGAUUGGCAUGUAAAGCAAAGGGAUCGCAUUGCUACUGUCAAAGUGACUCUGCCCGAAGUUGAGAAGUUUUACAACUGGUCAAAUGAGCAUGUCUCGAGAAUGCCACUUUCCACCUGUGUAUUGACAUGCCAUGGCUUGAAAGACAAGACUGUACCCCCUUACAAUGCCGCCAUGUUUGCAAACAAAAUUCCUAACCAUACACUCGUUCUGUUACCUGAGGGCGAUCACAACUUUAGAGGCCAGUUUGAACAGGUGACAAAGGUGGUGGUGGAUUUCUUUGCCCAGCAUGAACAUAACAAUUACCAGAGAGCACUUGCCAUGGGACAAACCGCAAGUCUCGUGCUUCCUCGCUGGGUGGACAUUGAUGGUGUCAACAACUUUCGCGAUAUCGGUGGCUGGCCAUUGAAAGACGGCAGUGGCUAUAUUCGAGAACGGCUCGUAUUCAGAUCUGGUCAUUUGUCCAAGUUAUCGUCUCAGGGCAGCGCUCAAUUGAGUAAAUUAAACAUCAAAGCUAUAUUUGAUUUUAGAUUGGAUCAUGAAAUCAAACGAGAUGGUGUUAUGCAAGAACUGCCUGGUGUCACUCGAUUCGGAUAUAACUUGUAUGAAGAUGUUGUCAAAUCGGAUGGCGAUCUUUACAGAGCAAUGAUAGUAUUCCUGGAGGGCGAAGAGGGAUUUGCCAAAGGGUACAUGACCAUCUUGGAAUCUGGUAAAAAGAUGAUUGGCGAUGUCUUUAGAUACAUGAUCAAGGAGUUGUCUAUUGAACAGAGAUCUGCCAUGAUCAUUCAUUGCACAGCAGGCAAGGAUCGCACCGGUGUCUUUGUCAUGAUACUGCUGGGCUUGUGUGGUGUCGAUGAUGAAAUCAUUGCCAAAGAGUACGAGUUGACAAACCUGGGCUACUUUGAAUUCGAAAAGCACUUGACAACAAGAGCAAGGCAGCUCAACAUCACAGAGGAUGCCAUGCGCGCAUCAUUGUCGGCUUCAGUAGGCGGUAUGCGAUUGACCAUCCGUCAAGUCAAGCAGAAAUAUGGAUCCUUUGAAGGCUAUGUUCAAGAUGCGUGUGGGCUAUCAAGCAGUGAAAUUCAAGAAAUUCGAAAUUUGAUGAUUGUACCUAUUCGCUUUGAGGAACGUCAGCUGUAUAGACCUAAAAUUUAG
Messenger RNA from Mucor velutinosus, 1629 nucleotides. Its product is annotated as Protein kinase of the Mitotic Exit Network. The transcript is spliced from 8 exons. Gene Ontology annotation, molecular function: phosphoprotein phosphatase activity. Gene Ontology annotation, biological process: dephosphorylation. Lineage: Eukaryota; Fungi; Mucoromycota; Mucoromycetes; Mucorales; Mucoraceae. The coding region runs from base 1 to 1629 and encodes 542 amino acids. The record is from RefSeq and is a predicted model, not a curated record.